Molecule: messenger RNA, 1089 nt
Organism: Aspergillus wentii DTO 134E9
Lineage: Eukaryota; Fungi; Ascomycota; Eurotiomycetes; Eurotiales; Aspergillaceae
Exons: 3
Coding region: 1-1089 (362 amino acids)
Source: RefSeq, a predicted model, not a curated record
AUGUUUGGUUUCUUGGGCCUGGGCCCAAGCUCAAGAUCUACGAUGAUUCUGGUCGUUGCGAUUCUUUUGCUUAGCCAUUUUACGCCUGUGGUUCUUGGGUUGUCUACGGCUGCGGGCUCGCCAUGCGAGAGUGUCUGCCAUCGAGAGACAACCAACACAACCUCGUCUGAAAUUGUCUGUUUGGACCGCCAGUACAACGGUACAACGAAGGGAAACAAUUUCCAGUCUUGCGUUGAUUGUCAAUUGAAAAGCUCCUACGUCGAUUCGACAACCCAGGAGACAGAUGUGCAAUGGGGCCUUUAUAAUCUUCGAUAUGCUUUUACCAGCUGCGUCUACGGAUUUCCCCAGCAGGUAGCCAAUAUAUCGUCACCUUGUGUCGUUUCUUGCGAUACGUUGAGUCCGGCGCUUAACAACAAUCUGCUCAGCCCGGAUGAAAGCACCUUUGAUACCCUCUGCGGCUCGACGGCCUUUGCCGAUAAUGUGAUCGACACCUGCCAGUUUUGUUAUAAUCUGACCACCACCCAGGUGUACCUGGCGAACUUCCUCGAGUCCAUUCGGUACAACUGCCACAUUCGUAAUCCUACCGGUACUGCGUUCGACAUUAGUCCUGGGAGAAUCUUCACGCAGUCGCUGCUUCCUUCAACACUCGCAUUCCAAAACUCGGGCUCAUCUGGAAACACAAAUCUCGCCUUGGUCAUUGCUCUUCCGAUCAUGGGCUUCGUGAUUCUGGUAGGCGCCAGUGCGAUGUGCUGCUUUUUCUUUAUCCGCUGGCGUCGGAGGGAGGCUCGUAGAAAGCGUCAUUCAGACCAUCUGCAUGCGCGCUGGCACGAUACGACCAUCACAACCCCGGGUAACUGGGGUGAAUAUCCCCAAGAAUACCCUCACCAGCAGGGCAUGUAUAGCCCGGCGAUGUACCCUGGUGGUUAUGGGCCGGGCUUCGGCUUCGUCGAUACCGAUGGACAUGGGCAGAAUGUGGGAUAUGCCAAGUCCAAUUUUGCAGAACCGGGUGUAGCAGUGUCGACGAUGGGCCCUUCUGCCGAGCACGAGAAGGAUGAAAUCACACAUUCUCAUGCGGUGCCGAAACAAUGA